This is a messenger RNA of Diachasmimorpha longicaudata, 1856 nucleotides long. RefSeq lists its product as uncharacterized. NCBI's taxonomy places the organism in Eukaryota, Metazoa, Arthropoda, Insecta, Hymenoptera, Braconidae. Bases 231 to 1778 code for a protein of 515 amino acids. Gene Ontology annotation, biological process: recombinational repair. The record is from RefSeq and is a predicted model, not a curated record. The transcript has 2 exons.
UCGGCUUUGGGAGUAUGAAGUUGUCGGAAUUGAAUGUUUCUUGAUGUUGGGAGUCUUUUGAGUCCAUUGUUAUGAUUUUGUCUUUGUGAUUGACGGUUUGAAUUGGUAAAAAUAAAAGAGACAGGUUUUUGGUGAUUUUCUUGUGGAAAAAGAUUUAUUGUUAAGAGAAAGAAAUCUAUCAGGCUGGUUGACAUCUGAUUUUGAGGUUAAAAUUCGGUGAUGGUAGAGUCAUGAGUGAAAAGGAUGAGUUUGACUUCGAGUUUGAUGAGGAAUUCCUGAAAGAAGUUGAUGCCAGCGAGGAUCUCUAUUACACUCAAAAACCCCACGAUGACGUUCCCUCGAAACGCCGUCGCUUGGAGGCUCCCACCGAACCUCGUCAAUCCAACCAGCCUUUAUCCACCCGGAAACAUAAUCUCAUCAACAUAUUCUCGGACAAAAGCCCUCCCCGAAGCCCCAAGACCAUCCCAAAACCUUCUCCCAAACCCCCACCAUUUUUUGCACUUCCCCGAACCCCGAGAAGUCCUCGGAAGUUCUCCAUCGACUCGCCGAACCGUAAAAUCCUUCAAGAAAAUCCGAAUCCCCCAAGAAAUCGUUCACCCUCAGUCGAUAUCCUGAAGAAAACACUCGUCAGAAAGUUUCCAGGGCCAGCAGGACUGCUCCCAGACAAUAUCGACCCUUCGGCCCCCCCAGAGUCCCUGAAAACCUACCUUUGUCUUGAUGAGAACGACACCAACGUUACCAAUACCUCCCCAGAGAAGAUGAACGAAUUCUGCACUCAAGAAACGAAAAAAAUCUUCCUUGAGGGCGCCUGGAUGCGAAUGAUGGACAGUCUUCCGGGGAACUUCCUCGAUGGCUACGAUAUCGCGUCGAUCAAGGACUCGGACGCUGAGAGAGUACCCCGACUGGCAGUCUUGAUCCAGAAGAUUGAUCAGAGCAGUGGAAAUCCCAGGGUAACGCUCAAGGAUAUUUCAGGCACGAUGGAGGGGAUGAUGCACCGAGACCUCGCCAUUAAUUACCCGAAUAUUCUCCACUCUGGCGUUGUUCUCCUCCUUCAGGAUGUGGGUAUUUUAUCCACGAAAAAGACUUUCGUGAAGAGCAGAACCAUUAUCUUCUCCACGGACAACCUCAUCGCUGCAUUCUCCGAGAAAGACGUCGUUGUGAGGACUCCUUUCCUGGACGCCAUCACCAGGGGAAACUACGACCAGGUGAAGAGGCAAAGAGCUGCUGCGAGAGAUGUGAGGGGGACCAGAAGCAAAAAAAAGUGGGGAGAGCGAUUAGAUGAUAAAGUUGAUUCGUCACAAGAGAAAAUGGAAUUAUCUCAAGGACUGCGUGACGAGAAAUCAAUCGAUAAAUUAAAUACUCAGGAGCCAAAGGCAUUGAUCAGUGAAAGGAUAGCGUCGAAUGACGCGUCAGCGAAGGUGUCGAAUGUUAAUGAGGAUCGGAGAGAGCCCAGCAAAUUGCAGAGUUGCGAUGAUUUCUGCGAUGAGGACUUCAACUUUGAGGAUGAUUUGUUCAACCAGAUUGACACCAGUCAGUUUGAUGAUACUGGGGGUCAUCGAGACGAGGGGCGAGGAGCAGUUAUUGAAACUGUAGCGGUGAUUGAGAACAGAGAGGAGGAUUCGAGAGAAGGGAAGAAGGAAACCGGGGGGUUGGAGGGAUUUAGGGAUAUGUCUUCGGGUUUUGGUGAUGAUUUGUUGAACGACACCGAUUCGGACGAUGAGUACCUGUCGCAGAUCGAUCUCGACGCCAUUACCAAGAACGCGAGCUUAAAUAAUUGAUCAUGAGUGAGCUGUAAAUAUUACUAUUUUAAUAUUGUUGUUAGUGCCUUAAGGUAAUUCAUAAAUUUUUGAAGAUAA